CGGGCCUGAUCGUGGUCGGGUCGAUUGCGCGCCAGCCGAUUCCCUCCCAGUGCCCGUCCAGCCGAUCCUCCUGCUCCCCUUCAGCUACAUCUGCCCUCCUGGCCCCUCGCCAACUGUAUCUACCCUCCCGGCUCACCCAGCGCCGUUUCUAGUGGCCGUAUAUCUGGAUCUGCUUACGCCCCGCCGUUGCCCUCCCCAGCUGCUAUUUCUCAACUUUCGUCAAGAAGUUGCUCACCAAGAUGCAUCCGGCGCUGAACGUCCUGAUUUGCUCGUUCCUUAUCCAGCUGUUGGAGAUUGUUGGCUAUUCCUUCAUCGCCAAGCAGGUAUAUCUCCUUCUCUCGUGGCUCUCCAACCCAGCCCAGCAGCGCCAAGCCGAGAAAGAAAAGCGAGAGAUCCUGGAUCUGAAAAAUGAGCUGAGCAGCGUGAAUGCACAGGACGAGUUUGCCAAAUGGGCCAAGCUGAGACGCCAGCUGGACAAGAAAGUUGCUGCCUUCGAAACGAGCGGCCGCGAUCGUGGUCUGCAAAAGGCCACGUUCGAGUUCCAGAUCUCAUGGGGCCUGUGGCUGACUUUCUGGAUCGUCAAGCUGUUUCUGAUGUUCACGUACAGGGCCAGCCCCAUGUUUUAUGUGCGCAAGUCCUGGCUGGGCCCCUUCUACUACUUUAUCUCCCUCCCGUUUGCACCGAAAGGAUCUGUCAGCGUUAUCUACUGGUUUUUCGCCUGCCAGAACGUGUUCACCCGACUGUUGAAGUCGAUCGUCGCAGCAACAGCAGCCCGAGCCACACCAGCUCAAACGACAUCAGCGGCGACUGCCAACUGAGCCGGUGUUCCCCGUUCAAUCUCUCCCUCCUCCUCCCCCCGGUAUAUAUGCACCGCUCACAAGUAUGGGACGCUGCGUGUUUCAUUCCCAACUCCAUUCUUCGCUGGGUCGUUAAUA
Molecule: messenger RNA, 935 nt
Organism: Polychytrium aggregatum
Lineage: Eukaryota; Fungi; Chytridiomycota; Chytridiomycetes; Polychytriales
Product: WRB/Get1 family
Exons: 5
Coding region: 240-818 (192 amino acids)
Biological process (GO): tail-anchored membrane protein insertion into ER membrane
Source: RefSeq, a predicted model, not a curated record